AUGGCUGUACAAUUUUCUAGUGUUCUCCGUGCUGCUUUUUUGUCUUCAAAGAAAUCUAUUUCAAGAUCCUUAGAUGUGCCGAGAGGCUUCUUUGCUGUGUAUGUUGGCGAGACAGAGAAGAAGCGAUUUUUGGUUCCAAUAUCGUACCUGAACCAGCCUUCAUUUCAAGAUUUGCUCAAUAAAGCUGAAGAAGAAUUCGGAUUUGAUCAUCCAAUGGGCGGUUUGACAAUUCCUUGCACAGAGGAGAGUUUUAUCGAUGCCACUUCUAACUUGAGCAGAGCAUAA
Messenger RNA from Mercurialis annua (annual mercury), 285 nucleotides. Its product is annotated as auxin-responsive protein SAUR21-like. NCBI's taxonomy places the organism in Eukaryota, Viridiplantae, Streptophyta, Magnoliopsida, Malpighiales, Euphorbiaceae. The record is from RefSeq and is a predicted model, not a curated record. The transcript has a single exon. The coding region runs from base 1 to 285 and encodes 94 amino acids. Gene Ontology annotation, biological process: response to auxin.